AUUAUGAUUUCAAAUAAGACAUUGGGUUUAUUUUUUGAUGUGUGAGCCUAACGAGUUGAUUUAACACGCACAACAACCGUGUUUUCGUUUGGCGGGAAAUUUUACUAUACGUCAGUGGGCGCAGCUUGAGCUCGCGGGAGCUCCAGAACUUAUUCAUCCUGCCCCUGUCACACAAGCGAUCAGUCUGUCCAGCCUCUGAGAGGUGCACAAGCGCACAGCCUUCAUUACAUUUCACAUCACUUUCCAUUUGAUCGCGACUCUGAUUCCACUUAUGCGUCAAGCGACCGGAGUAAUCUGUUGGAUUUUAAUUCUUGCAUCUUAUUUUUUAUUGUCUUUUCAUUGCAUUGCGUCUCGAAAGAAGCCAUUCUGAAGCUGCAUUUGUCAAAUACACGUGUCAAAAUGCCGGUGAGUGCGAGUUUGGCGUAUAAAAACUACGAUUACGACUACGACUCCAUCCAACCAUAUUUCUACUUCGACAACGAAGAUGAGGAUUUCUAUCACCAUCAGCAAGGACAGACUCAACCUCCAGCUCCCAGUGAGGACAUUUGGAAGAAAUUCGAGCUUCUGCCCACACCACCCCUCUCGCCCAGCCGGAGACAGUCGCUCUCCACCACCGAACAGCUGGAGAUGGUCAGCGAGUUCCUGGGAGACGACGUGGUCAACCAGAGCUUCAUCUGCGACGCGGACUACUCCCAGUCCGUCUUCAAGUCCAUCAUCAUCCAGGACUGCAUGUGGAGCGGCUUUUCCGCCGCUGCCAAGUUGGAGAAAGUGGUUUCCGAGAGACUGAAGUCCCUGCAUGCUGCGAGGAAGGAACUGAUUUCUGACAGCAGCUCGAAUCGACUCGAUGCAAGUUAUUUGCAGGAUCUGAGCACCUCGGCAUCAGAAUGCAUCGACCCCUCCGUGGUCUUUCCUUAUCCCCUCACUGGGUCCUGCAAAAUUAGCAAGGUUGCACCAUCGCAGCCCAUGCUGGUCCUGGACACUCCACCUAACAGCUCCAGCAGCAGUGGCAGCGAUUCAGAAGAUGAUGAUGAAGAGGAGGAGGAGGAGGAGGAAGAAGAGCAGGAGGAGGAGGAGGAAGAAGAAGAAGAAGAGGAAGAAAUUGAUGUGGUGACAGUGGAAAGGCGACAGAAAAGGAGUGAGACGGAGGUGUCGGAUUCGAGGCACCCCAGUCCCCUGGUGUUGAAGCGCUGUCACGUCUCCACCCACCAGCACAACUACGCCGCCCACCCCUCCACACGGCACGACCAGCCGGCUGUCAAGAGGCUACGACUGGAAACCAGCAACAGCAGCAGCAGCAGCAACACCAACAGGCACGUGAAGCAACGCAAGUGCUCGAGUCCCCGAACGUCGGAUUCUGAGGACAAUGACAAGCGCAAGACUCACAAUGUGCUGGAGCGCCAGCGCAGAAACGAACUCAAACUCAGCUUUUUUGCACUACGGGAUGAGAUUCCCGAGGUCGCGAAUAACGAGAAAGCCGCUAAAGUGGUUAUCCUAAAGAAGGCGACAGAGUGCAUCCAUAGCAUGCAGAUGGAUGAGCAGAGGCUGCUGUCCAUCAAGGAACAGCUGAGGCGAAAGAGCGAACAGUUAAAACACAGGCUGCAGCAGCUGCGGAGUUCACAUUAAUGAAUCUGUGUCACAAGAGUUCGAAAAGACUUUUAAAGAACCCCACCCCCGAGCUUUUUUAUGCAAGUUAAAGACUGUUGCUGUCUAUAGUUGUGAUGAUGUUGCAUGUCCAAAGCGUUCUUUUUCUUUUGAAUAUUGUCAGUUCUUUCCAUGUUCGAAACUGCCGAACGUUUAAAAUUGAAGGCGGUUAAAAUAAUUUGUAUUUAAGUCAUUUAUUUUUAUUAAGAAAAUAAGAAAAAAAAAACAGGGCUACACAACCCUAAAGUAAAAAUCUUUUGUAUGUUUUUGUAUAUAAUGAAUUAAUAUUUCCUAAGAAAGGUAUUUUUGGAUCUGUAUCAGCUAUUGUGUUCUCAUAAACCAUAUUCUGUUUCACUAUAUGGUUUUUCCAUGUUUUCACUUAAUCAUAAAUGAUUUUUUUUUUUUCUGAACUUGACUCUUUUGGUCUCUUUGCGCUGAUCUCCUCAUUCACAGAUCAGACACUGUGGGGACUAUUAAUGCUUUGCUUGUUAGUUCACUUUGUUUUAUAUCACAUAUUGUUAAUCAUUUCAGGGAUUUCCCAAGUUAUAAAGGUCAGUAAGUUUU
This is a messenger RNA of Pimephales promelas (fathead minnow), 2205 nucleotides long. Its product is annotated as transcriptional regulator Myc. Gene Ontology annotation, molecular function: protein dimerization activity; DNA-binding transcription factor activity. The record is from RefSeq and is a predicted model, not a curated record. Gene Ontology annotation, biological process: regulation of DNA-templated transcription. Lineage: Eukaryota; Metazoa; Chordata; Actinopteri; Cypriniformes; Leuciscidae.